This is a messenger RNA of Gracilinanus agilis (Agile Gracile Mouse Opossum), 1309 nucleotides long. RefSeq names its product CD2 cytoplasmic tail binding protein 2 (gene CD2BP2). The coding region runs from base 127 to 1131 and encodes 334 amino acids. Gene Ontology annotation, cellular component: U5 snRNP. Gene Ontology annotation, molecular function: protein binding. The record is from RefSeq and is a predicted model, not a curated record. NCBI's taxonomy places the organism in Eukaryota, Metazoa, Chordata, Mammalia, Didelphimorphia, Didelphidae. The transcript has 7 exons.
UGGUGCCCUGGAUGUAGCCGGGGCGAUAGCGUUCUUUUCCCCCGCCCCCUCCUCCCCUCCCCUCCUCUCCCCUCCCCGGAGCCCCAGCUCCUGGGAAGGACUGGAUCCUGUCCUGCAAAUCCCACCAUGCCCAAGCGAAGAGUGACCUUCCAGGAUGUGGGAGUCGAAGAGGAUGGAGAGGAUCUCCCCAAAAAGAAGUUGGUGGAUCCUGUGACGGGAGCAGGGGGCCCUGGGAGCCGGUUCAAAGGCAAACAUUCUUUGGACAGUGAUGAAGAAGAUGAUGAUGAGGAUGGUUCUAGCAAGUAUGUCAUCCUAGCCUCGGAAGAUGUGGAAGGUCAGGAGGCGGCCACACUCCCAAGUGAGGGUGGUGUUCGUAUCACACCCUUCAACCUGCAGGAGGAAAUGGAAGAGGGCCACUUUGAUUCUGAUGGCAACUACUUUCUGCACCGUGAUGCUCAGAUUCGGGACAGCUGGCUGGACAACAUUGACUGGGUGAAGAUUCGGGAGCGCCCUCCAGGCAAGCCUCCUGCCUCAGACUCAGAGGAAGACAGCCCUGGCCAGACACCACUGGGCCCUCAAGCCCUCCUAGAGGGUCUCUUGGAGAUGUUGUUGCCAGGGGAGACAGUUGCUGGGGCACUUAGGCGGCUAGGUGCUCGGAAGGGUGGUGAAGGACCCCAGCGACCAAAUUCCCCACAGCGAUUAGACCGGCUUUCAGGAUUGGCUGACCAGAUGGUUGCCCGAGGCAACCAUGGAGUAUACCAGGAGACCAGGGAACGGCUAGCUGUGAGGCUGAAAGCACUAGGGGGCCGCACACCAGGGCUCUCGGACACAGCACCUCGUCCUGUCCUGGACAUGUUUGCUGAAGAGGUUGGGGAGGGGGAGCUGGAGACCCCAACCCCAGCCCAAGGAGGAGAAGCAGCUGCCAUGGGGGAUGGCUUGGCUGAUGUGAUGUGGGAAUAUAAAUGGGAAAACACAAGUGAUGCAGAGCUCUAUGGGCCCUUCACCAGUGCCCAGAUGCAGGCUUGGGCAGAUGAUGGCUAUUUCCCAGAUGGUGUUUAUUGCCGGAAGUUGGAUCCCCCAGAAGGCCAGUUCUACAACUCCAAACGUAUAGAUUUCAGUCUCUAUGUCUGAAUCCCGUUUUUAUUUUUGGGGGGCUGGAGUAGGCAGUACCAGGGCAAGCACUUUCCAGGUUAUGUUUUCAGGAGGAGACCUUGGGCUUAUCCUGGGGCUUGUAUGGACCUUAGCAGGGGUGAGGGGGGUGGAAUGGUAUUGGUCUGGGGAGGGUGGGCAUUUCCUGUCUCAAUAAAAA